This is a messenger RNA of Dentiscutata heterogama, 536 nucleotides long. The record is from the annotation of a GenBank genome assembly. NCBI's taxonomy places the organism in Eukaryota, Fungi, Glomeromycota, Glomeromycetes, Diversisporales, Gigasporaceae.
AUGAAGCUUUCUUAUUGCAUUUGUAUCUUAUUGCUAAAAUUUCAGCUCUCAUAUGUUUUAGUUAAAGUAUAUACUCCAAUACCUCAUCAUUCACAUAGUGCUAUAUUAAUUGGCAAUAAACUUUUUAUAUUAGAUGGUGAUGCUAAUAAUACUAGUACAGAUUUGUCUAAUAUUGUUGGUGCUUUUAAACAAAGCAGAGCAGCAGCAUCUGCUAGUAGUCCAAACAAGAACAUCAUUUUUUUAGUUGGUGGAGCAUUUGGGAAUUCUAACUAUGGUAUUCCUUUAAUUUAUAUAUUUGAUACUGUAAAAAAUGUGUGGAAUAUCCCUACUAUACAAGGAAUACAGCCACCUACACUUAUUCAUUUUGAUAAUCGAUUGGAUAUUUUAGACACUAUUAGAUUAACUUGGUCAAAAGAAUCUCAGCUCCAAGCUUCUAUACUGAGAGAUAGAUAUUCUGUUACUUUACUACCAAAUAGUAUUAUUGCCUAUAUAGGCAAAUUCGAUACUAGUAGUGGUCCUAUGAAUUUAAAAGAGGU